AUGCCAAUAUCAGCGCCCAAAAUUCCGGACGGUCUACCCGAGCUGAUGCGUGGAUUGGCAAAGAGUGUGAUAAAGGAAAAUCCGGAAAAUCUGUACGUUCAUGCGGCAGAAUAUUUUGAAAAUUUGAUCCGUGAGCGUGAUGGUCACCUGGACCAAGGCUACCAAACGUUCAAUGCGUAUCAGGUGUACGCGGACUACAAGGAAAAGACCCGCGAAAAGCUAGGCUUGACAAAAGACCCUUCGCUUAGUGACGGUAUCGGUGGCGAUGGUGAUGAAAGUGGCAGUGGAGGUAGUGAAUCCAAGAUACGGGGUCGUAAGCGACGUCGCGCGCGUAAACCGUCGUCGAGAGAGAGGGAAAAUCCGGUUACGAUGGUGGGUAACCCGUCAGUUAGUGAUGAAGGAGAGCCUCAAAAAUUGAAAUCCCUAUCCGACGAUAGCGCGCCCGUACCGGUUGUAGAGCAGGAGAUUGUGAAGGUACAUUACAAUCCACCAGAGGCAGUCCCGUCACCAGUACGGGUAGUAAGUGCACAAUCGGUCGAAGCGGAACAAGCCGUUUCCAGCAUUUUGGACGAUGGGUUGAUACUAAAUUCAGAUGGUAAUGAUGGAAAAGAAACGGGUGACGAGUUGGCCGAUAAUGGGGACGAUAUAGGAACGGCACCUAGUACUGCGGAAAUUACUGAACGUACGGUGGCUGUCGAUGUAGAAUCUAGUGCGGCGGUGGCCUUGCAAGAUAUGGAAACGUGUUUCAUGCAUGCAAAUGUUGAUGAUUUAUUGGAAAAACACACGGAAGAUCAACCCGAACUCGAAGCGAAUGACGUGGGCGUAACGGCUGGGAAUGAAACGACUGUUCUCAGUGCACUUGAAGGAGAAGAUAUUCCAGAGGGCCCACAGAUCCUAGGGGAGACUGAUACUGAUGUGCCUGAGGUAGAUCAAACGCCAGAAAUAGAGAAACCGGAGGAAAACAAUAACGAAAAUCAAUUGCAGAAAGUGUCUGAGGAGCAGUUGCAAAUUGAAGUUGAAGAAAUUAUUUCUUCGUCGCCGAUAGUUGUGCAAAGUGUCGUCGAAGCUCUUGUUGAAGAGAUAGAAACCAAAGAAACGGAGGACCAGGCUAAUGCACAGCCCGCAAAGGAUGCAGAAGAAGCCGUUAGUUCUAGUAAUGAACCAGCAGUUGAAGAAAUUGUAGAAGCAAGUGUAGAUCAAUCAAAACUUGAAACCGAUAAUCUAAGCGAUGGAAAAGAUAUGCCUGCGAAUGUUGUUUCCAAUACUAAGGUAGAUGAAGGAAAUGGUGAAGAUCCGAUUGUUUCCGCUGAAAUAACAAGCGCUGACGAACAAGUCCCAUCCUCUCCUAACAACAGUGCAGUACAAGAGCAUGUACCCAGUGAACCGGCUAGUAAUGAAGUGGAAACGCUAUUGGGAAAGGAAAAUGAACAGUCCGUUGUUGAAAUACCUGAAGAUGCAUCCCCUAUUUCGAGCAGAAUGGGAUUUGAACAGGAUGAAUCUGUCGGAAAUGACGAUAGUGAGAAUGCAUUGCUUGCUCCAGUUGAUACUGAAAGUUCGCUACCAAGUGCGGCUGAUCCGAAAGUACAGGAGGCUAUGAAGACCGAAGAAUUAAAUAUAACAGACCAACCGAAUGACAUUGAACUAAACGAUAAAUGUGUAAAAGAUGAAGCCAAUGAAAUUUUAAACCAGAUUGAUGAUAUCGUUCCCAACUCACCCGUUAAUGAAGAUUCAUUGAAUGAUAAUGAUAUAAUAGCUAAGGAUGCUAAAGACCAACCAUCGGAGGUCGCACCAUCUGAAUCCAUCUCCAUUGCAGAGCAAAUGGAAGAAAAGACAAAACCUGCACAAGAAGAUAGUUCCAAUGCAGAAGACAUAAAAGAUGACAAAGUUAAAAAAGAAGACGAAGCAAGUGAACCACAAAAUGAUAAUGAAACAUCCAAUGCAUCCAAUAUUACAACAGAACCAAUUAGUAACGAUGUAACAGUGGAAACAACUAAAGAAAAUAUUGAUUUUGUUGAACCUGCGGGCAUAUCGGAAGAAACCGUUCUUACGGAUACAAGAAGUAAUGAACUGUCUACUGAUCGGAUAGUUAAUCCUCAAGUUGAUGAUCGAGACGAAGAGCCACAAGAAGAAAUUCUAGAAUCAAACGCUGGUAUGAACGAUGAUUUAAAAUCCCAGAAUGUGGACAAAAACGAAAAAUCUGAUCCACAAAGCAACGACAAUGAGGUAAAUGAAAAGCAUAAUGAAACAGAUCAAAAUGAUUUGCUAACAAAGGAUCAAUCUCUUGAAGAUGUAGCUCACGUUGUGGAGGUAAUAACCAACUCAGCAAAUGAUGCCGUAAUUACGAGCGCUGACUUAAUUGCUGAAGAAAGUGUUCCCAUUAUUCCAGUGGAUCCUGCUGAAGAUAGUUUGAGUACAAACACUGAGCAGGGACAUGAAGAUAACAUUCAGCCAAACGUGGUUCCUGUCACAGAACAAGACGGCGGAGUGGUUCAAAAGAAUGGAAUGCACCACAAGGAAUUCGAAGAAGUGAAAGUUGAAGAUGAUUCUAAAAUUGGUGAAUAUCCGGAAGCAAUUGAACCAACGGUCCAAGGUAUAAGUACAGAUGCAGAUCCCACGUUAGAAAAUGUGGUGAUGGACGAAAUGCAGAAACUACUGCAAGAUGAUAAAAAUGAUACGGCAUGUCCUAAGGGCACACUCGAUGGCGAUAACGAUUCUGGUAACUUCAACAAAGGUGUAGCAGAUACAUUGGAUGAUGUAAAUGAAGUAGACGAAAAGGACGCAAUUCUAGCAAGUGCCCCGAUAGACGAAAGAUCCGGAGAUAUUGCAGAUAUUCCAUCCGAAACGAAUCUCGAAGGAAGUUUAGAAAAGCCUGUACUUGAAAACGACGAAUUAUCCGACCUGAGUCAAUCGGUAAUCAAACAAUCGUCAAGUGAUAGUGCGAUUGAACCGAAAAACGAGACAUUAGUUGAUCCGGUUGAUCCUUCGGCAUUGGCUGAUGAGGAGCCGAAGCAGAAAGAAAGUCUGGAAGAAGUAGUUGAAGAGCCGUGUGUAAAGCGUGAAAUAUCGCCCUCGAAGUCAGUUCGUCUCGAAAAGGAUGAUAGCAGUGAGAAGCAAGUUGAAGAGCUGGAAGAGAUAAAAAAAGUCGAUUUGAGUCAGCUGAGCAAGGAUUCGGCUGAAGCUUUAUUUUAUACACUGAAGAAAAGUGAACUUGAAAAUCAGGAACCUGAAAAAGACACUGUGGGUAAUGAAGAGGAGAGUCCUAAGGUUAUGGUAGGUACCCAACAACAAACGACCGAAGACGAUGAUCAAGACGUAGUGGUAAAGGAAGAGCCAGAACCGAUUCCGGAAGCUGAACGCACAAAAAGAACGUUUACUGAUGAUUUUUUAGAUGAAAACCCCAUCACUGAACCUCCGACCACGGUCGCGAUGCCAAGUGAUGGGGGUGGACAGGACGAUCCUCUGUCGAUCGGUCAGGACCGUGCAUCACUAGAUGCGGAAGAGCAGAAGGAUGAGUUCAAUCCUAUGGUCAUGGUAUCGAUGCGUUCAAAACAGUACCAAGAACAGCUACACAGCGGCGGAGUGGCGGAGAAGGUCGAUCCAGAGGUUCAGAACGAGGGAACACCGAAGCGCCCGAUGAUGCGAAGAUGUAUGACCGAAAUGUCGGGACUACAGCGAUAUGAUGCAGCGAUGGAAGACGAGCUCGUCGAUACCCGUCCGGAGGAUCCGAGCUACGUUGAGGAGGAAGAUCAAUUCGAUGGGUAUUACAUAGGCCAUAUAAAAAAUAAAAUUCUUGCCUCAUCCGUAUCGGUAGCAGAUUCAGAUUGUCCCGAUGGAACACGCUCCUCCGUUGAGUCUGUUGACGAGAAUAACGUGAGAACGGCACUGGAAACGAUUGCUUCUACAGACACGGAGUCAACAAUCGCUUCGCAGGCCACCAUUCAGCAGGCAGGACCACGAAGCUACCUGAGAAAGCAUUCCCAGAACACGUCCUCCAACAUACCGUACGCAUCAUUCGGCAAUGCCGCUAUCGAUCAAUCGUUGGACGAGUUCAUAGAGCGUGAGGAGCAACACAAGCAGGAUGAAGCGAUGGCCGAAGCGGCCACCAAGAUCCAACGAUCUUACCGGACGCAUAAGAAAAAACUUCUGCGUGAUUAUCACAGCACGAUGCGCACCUUCACCGAGGACCACUCCGCGGAAAGUGGCGAAGAGUAUGCCGCUAACGUGAUCCAGAUCAAGUUGGAUCAGCGGCGCACUGAGGCAGACCCAACAGCGGGUGACGGUGGCGAGGAAAGCGACACAACGACGGGUGGGAAAGUUGGUUUGGGGGCAACCGGGAAACGGCCGAUGUACAGCUUGAACAUUGACGAGUACGACACGGUGGCACGGCGGAUGACACUAACCCGUGGUGUGGCAAUGCAGCGAAACUCGACCCCGGAUGAUGACUCAGGCAAGUCGGCUAACGUGUCGACCGAUCGAAGGCCUUCGUUAAACAGUCCUAUUGUUAAGGAUUCGAUGCCGGCUAGUGAAUCCGGCGAACGCCCUUCGUCGGAUGAAAAACCGGCGGGACCCGAUACAACCGAUAGAAGCUCGAGUGACGAACCGGAACAGAAGGCCGCUCACAGCUCAUCACGAUCAAAACCGAAAAGUAGCCCACCGGUUGCUGUAAACGGGCCUGAACAGGUGCCCAGAACGGUCACCAGUCGGACUACAUUCGCACCGCUGGACGUGCAGAAUCUGCUGCUGAUUGCGCGGCAGCGCACGAUGCCAGUACAGAUCGAUUCAUCCGUCAUCCGGGUACUUCCGAAGCAUAUGCGCAAACGGAUCAGCAGCGCGGGCAUGCUGAACACCAACGGCAAGCGAAAAUAG
Molecule: messenger RNA, 4866 nt
Organism: Anopheles marshallii
Lineage: Eukaryota; Metazoa; Arthropoda; Insecta; Diptera; Culicidae
Product: titin homolog
Exons: 2
Coding region: 1-4866 (1621 amino acids)
Molecular function (GO): calmodulin binding
Source: RefSeq, a predicted model, not a curated record